Stomoxys calcitrans (stable fly) is the source of this 4709-nucleotide messenger RNA. RefSeq names its product C-mannosyltransferase dpy-19 homolog. Gene Ontology annotation, cellular component: nuclear inner membrane. The record is from RefSeq and is a predicted model, not a curated record. Bases 285 to 3005 code for a protein of 906 amino acids. NCBI's taxonomy places the organism in Eukaryota, Metazoa, Arthropoda, Insecta, Diptera, Muscidae. Gene Ontology annotation, molecular function: mannosyltransferase activity. The transcript is spliced from 8 exons.
UAUACGAAUUGUAGUCAGUCGCAAGAGCCGGAAGAAAUAGCAAAUAUUUUUUAUUACAUUUAAAUUGGAGCCAGGAGACAAACGAAAAGCACCAUGAGUAAAUAAACACGAAAGGGUAGAAGAGCGUUGUAUAGAAAGAAAAAGACACAACAAAGUUCAUGCAUUGGCUACCAUCUAUGUCACCUAUGCGACUGUGGCCUUAAAACAACCAUUAAUCUAGAAGAAGUCAAGGGUAAACAACCUCACAGAAGUAAGUGUAAAAGGGGUAAGAGCCAAAGACCGAUAUGAAAGAAACAAAAUUGGUUUUAAUGUUGGCUCAGUCACUGAUAGGUACAGGCUUCUUUUUCCUGUAUGUCCAUCAUGUUCGAUAUUUAUUCGAGAAUCGCACCAACAUGGCCCACUUAACGCAAUUAGAAAGGGAGUCCCUGUUUCGCCGUGAGGACGCCCUGUACCAUAGCUUUUAUAAGACGCUAACAGAAGCUCCAGAUUUCUGGACCGGCUGCAUGCAGUUAAUGAACGUCACCACCAUCGAAUAUCCGCAUAGUGUCAAUGUCUUGAGCAGAUUUCAUGUGCUGCCUGAGAUAACAAUAGGAUUUCUUUAUCAUUUGUUACGUUCUCACAGCAGAUUGGGACUUUUAUCUUUAUUGAGCUGUUGGCGCUCCGAUGACAUACGCCUGACACUCGAGCACGGACGAUGUGAAGGACAGGCUUUGCAAUUCUACUUUGAAUGCGUGUGGCUGUUGGGCGGCAUCACCGUCCUCAUCAUUUACAUGUAUGGCCUGCUGCUUAGCCGCAAUAUAUUCGGUGGCAUUUAUGCUGUUGUGUCCUACAUAAUGUUUCAUAGCUUCGCCUCAAAAAUCUACGAGAGGCCAAUGGCCCGAGAAAAUUUUGCAUUUCCCGCCAUAUUUGUGCAAAUGUUCUAUUUGUGCAUUUGUAUUCACCGUGUAACCGAGACAAAGAAGUACAAGAUGUCAGCUUUGACGUUGCUGAAGCUCGUAUAUUUGACCACAGUGGCUCUUUUGUGCUGGCAGUUCUCUGCGAUAAUAUUUGCCAGCCAAAUACUGAUACUGAUGUUGCCAUGGUCCAUAAGCGAUGUGCCAAAUAGGGUGGUGGGCUUCUUCACCACGGACUAUGUGCUAUCUCAACUGAUGGCCAAUUUCCUGGCCUACUAUUAUUCAUUCGGCAAUCGUAGAUAUCUUUUCGGCUGGCAAUUGGGUCCGCUUGUCGGUCUAUCACUUAUCACUGCAGUAAGAAUUUUGAAAAAACCAUCAACGCGGCCAAAAGAAGCUGGUGUUGGUGCCGAUUCCUCAUUUUCGUCGACAAGUGGGAUAACAGAAAACACAGCGGAAUUCCUGUUUAAAACCAUACCUCUGGGCAUACUUAUAUCCAUAUGCUCUCAGGGCACCAUAAUAGAUAUGCUAGAAAUGUCCGGCUUAGCUAGGCCAAUGGAAAACACUUAUGCUUUGUAUCGUGAUCUCAUCAUACAUUGGGUGCUACAGGCUAAAGUUAAUUUCGUAACCAGUCUGGCUGCUUGCAAUCCUGACUAUGAACGUAUGCAGUGGUACGAAUUGUGGGGUUUUAUUAAAAACCUGGUGGUUAAACCCUACUGUCUAUACGGUGUAGUGAUCAUGGCCAGGUUCUUUCGCAAGUGGCGCAAGUCCACUGAAAUGAAGGAGCCUAACACGGAAGGCAUUGAAAGGGCAAAAAAUUAUGUAUUAGAAGAUUUUCUUGAAGAGAAUCACAUAAGCAUGUCAGAUAUGUCGAAAAAAGAGACCGAAUCGAGUCUUAAUGACUGUUUCGAUCUAUUGGCCAAAUGUAACUACGAUUACGAGCGUUAUAAGAAGGAAAAGACUAAGCAUAAAAAAGACAAACCCAAUGAACAUUUGGAUUUUCUAAAUGACAUUAAAAAGCUCAAAGAACAAAUUCAUGAACAACGUGAACAGCAACAUGAGGACAACACUCAAGAGCGUGCAAAAUGUGAAAAAGGAGAUGAUGAAGCUCCUCAAACUAAUAAAAGACGUGAUGAUCAUGAUGACGAUGAUGAUGAUGAUGUUAAAACAAUGAACGAAGAUAAUAUAAACUCGCCUGCCUCGCCCGACAUCACAAAUUCAGACUCACGAGAGACAAAUAAACCGUCCUUAAACGGUAAAAGACCGUCAUCUUCCAAUGCAACUACAGGAAAUUCUGCACGACCUGCUUCGGCGAGAGACGUUUACGAGUCGCCGGACAUUGAUUGUGACGAUGAUGAGAAUACGUGCAACUAUCGCAGUUUCCAUUAUCUCUACAGUUUCCUACAAAUGGCGGUAUUUACAUUCAUGGGUCUCAGCAUAAGGAAACUAUUUUUCCUUUGCUUUACACAAGGUUGUGUUCUUGGUUCUACAAUAUGUUCCUCCUUUAUGUCUAAUAAGAAUCGUCGAAUAUUUUGGACUGCCUAUUUGUUGGUCUUCUUGACGAGCGUUGUCAAUCCUGGAAUAAAGAAUAUUCAAGAAGAAUAUUUUCCCUCUACAAAUCAUAAAUUGGGACAUGAUGAUUUGGAUACAAUGUUGGAAUGGAUAAAAAUGAAUACCGAAAAAGAUGCGGUAUUCGCAGGUCCCAUUGAUAUAAUUGGUACAGUGCAUUUAUCAACAAGAAGACCAAUUGUUAACCACGCCCAUUUGGAAAUGAAACAAAUAAGCGAACGUACCGAACAUGUAUAUAGUAUUUUUAGUCGCCAGCAAUCCUCAGAUAUUUAUAAUCAAUGUUCCCAAUUGAAAAUACAGUAUUUGAUUAUAACAGUGAAUGAUUGUGAAAAUCACAUAAGUGAUGAAUGUGAUUUACUUUCUAUAUGGGAUGAUGUACAGCCCGCUUAUCGUAAAUAUCCUCAAUUUUGUUCUGAAUUAGCAAUUAAGAAUAUACCGAGCUUUUUAAAAGUAUUUACCAACGACUAUUAUGCCAUUAUUAAAAUGUUUUCACAAAGUGUACAAAUCAAUUUGAAAUACAAUAAAAUGCCGGAAAAGCAAAUGUAAACAUCCUGUGCUAUAUAUACAAUGUGUAUACGGUAUAUAUAUACAUACAUACAAUAAGUACAUACAUACAUACUUUAAGUACAUACAUAUAUCAAUGUAUUUAUGCCAACUUAGAGAAAAAAAAAGACAAACUCCAUCAUAUAGAAAACCAUACAAUUAUUUGACUAACUUUUUAAAUGCGCCUUCCCAAUUUAAAAGAUGCCACUUUUCAAAAUUUCAAAAUUUCUACUUCAAUUCUUCUAAAAAAUCGCAUAAUUAAAUUUCACGAAAUUUCUAUAAAAAUUUUUUCAAAAUUUUCUAUAGGGACGAAACCUUCUACAGAAACGAAGUUUUUACAAAAUUUCUUAUGAAAACGAAAAUUUGACAAAAUUUCGUUUGGUAAUUACAUUUUGAUACAGUUUCCAAUCGGAUAUUGUCCGGCUGCAAACCGUAGGGUUCUCUGUUUCUUUAACAAAUAUAAAAACAAAAACCUUAUUUUUAUAACAAAUAGUGAAAAAUUCUUUGAAAACUGUUACAUUUGUGGUACUAAGUUCUUCAAUGAGUGGAAAUUGGACAUUCACUAUAAAGGAGUGAACGGAAGGUUUUUUUUUAUGUUGAGCCAAUAUGAUAAAAACAAGGAAUUUUCAAUGAUCGGAGAUUUUCUUUGCAAAUGCAAAAGGAAAGCCAGAAAUUGCAACACACACCAACUAUUGGGUUGCCCAAAAAGUAAUUGCGGAUUUUUCAUAUAGUCGGCGUUGACAAAUUUUUUCACAGCUUGUGACUCUGUAAAUGCAUUCUUUCUUCUGUCAGUAAUCAGAUGUUACUUUUAGCUUGCUUUAGAAAAAAAGUGUAAAAAAGUAUAUUUGAUUAAAGUUCAUUCUAAGUUUUAUUAAAAAUGCAUUUACUUUCUUUUAAAAAAUCCGCAAUUACUUUUUGGGCAACCCAAUACUAUGGGACGCGUUCCGUCAUUUGGUUAGAAUAGCUCAUCGGCCGUAUUAGGUGUUAAGGCUUCAAGGGCCGCACGUAUGUUGUACUUAUACCCAUUUUUUCGCCUCUCUGAUAUAAUUCCACAUAUACCACGCUCGACAACCCUGUAUGUUAGCUGUACUUUUCCCAAUGCAUGUGUUUUUGUGUAAUGACAGAUUUUUUGUCCAUUCAAUUACACUUCUCCCAUGGCAUACACAUGAUUCUGUGCAUUUCUGCCAAAAGAAGACAUCCAUCUAUUACAACAAAACUUACUCUUCAGCAAUCGAUGCUUGUGUAUCGUUUUUUUUGUAAUAGUUAGAUGUCUUGUUUUGGCAGAAAUGUAUGAAGUGGAGUUUGUUUUCUUACUUGCUGCGCCACAAAAAGUAAACACUAUUUACUUAUUUUCAACGUAGAAGAUAUGUCUUUUUUAGAGAUUCACAGAUGAGAAGAAGUCAUGUAUCCAUUUUGACAAAUCCUACCUAUGACUUUUGGUGUGGUGCCAGACGAAAUCGCGACCUAGGAAACCAGUCAAUGCUAUUAAUAGCAACAUAUUUUCUGCCUAACUUCAAAAAUAAGGUUUAUUGUUUUUCUAUUUGCAAUAGAAACAGAGAACUCUAGAGUCUGCAGCCGGAGAAUAUCCGAUUGUAUAAAUUAUAUUAAUACCGAAUAAAUAUAGCUAAAAAUGUGUAAAAAAAAUUUGAUCCAUAAUCGAUCCAUAAAUAUUGACAAAAUUUCCUAUAGAAAUGACAUUUAGACAAA